AUGUUUUUCUCACAGUCAUCCCAAUCAACUCCAACAUCUACUCAUGAUCGGUUGAGAAGAAGAAGAGCAAGUACUCCUUCGGUCUUACACUCUCGUUCGCCCUCGCCCACUUCUUCUUCAGCAUUUCAAUCCACAUUAACCCUUACUCCCUCUCAGAAACAUUCUUCUACUUCCUCCUCUUCGUUAUCACCUCUCCGACCGAAAUCUUCAUUCAAAACCUCCACGAGAAGAUUAUCCCUUGCUCCAACUUCACCCAAUACCAAUUCAUCAUUGUCUGUUUCUCCUUCCUCUUCAACUACUUCUUCACCAUCAAGAUCACCACUCUCCUUCCGAAGAUCUUCCAUCAGCUCGACUUUAACCCCCACUCUACAUUCAACUCGACAAGAAUCAGUCCGACCAAUAACACUCAUAUGGAAUUGA
Naegleria lovaniensis is the source of this 420-nucleotide messenger RNA. RefSeq lists its product as uncharacterized. The coding region runs from base 1 to 420 and encodes 139 amino acids. NCBI's taxonomy places the organism in Eukaryota, Heterolobosea, Eutetramitea, Acrasida, Naegleriidae. The record is from RefSeq and is a predicted model, not a curated record. The transcript has a single exon.